UCAAUAACGCGCUAUCAAACACUACAAACCUGGUUGUUUUUCAACAACGAUGCUUUUUGACACAGUCCAACCCUGCUUUUUCUUCUGCAGGUGUCUGUGUCCGUGUCCGGUACUCCUCUUUUCUUCCUUUUCCUCACUUUCCCCACACCCAUAACCUCUCACUGACAUGGCCGAUUCCAAAGUUGAAACCAUUUCCCGAUUAGCCCAAUGGAGAAUCGACAACUUUGGACCCUGCUCCUACAAAAAAUCCGACCCUUUCAAGCUCGGAAUUUGGAACUGGUACAUUUCCAUAGAACGGAACAGGUACCUCUACAUACACAUCUUUCCUGAGCCUUCUCGGCUUUCCAAGGAACAGCCGCCUGUAGCUCGCUUCAUCCUACGAGUCUCCAACAACUCUGGCCCUACCCGCAAGUUUUACAUCUCCCCUGUUCAUGAAAGGGUGCUUAGGACAAGUGACGACUUUGUCUGGCCUGUUGAUACUGCAUUCCUUGGUCGCUUUGUUAUUGAUGUUGAAUUUCUUGACCUGAAGGCCUUCCCUGGGAAUGGUGGAGUAACCAGAUCUAUAUGGCCAUCUGAUGGAAAACUGCAAACUGUUGCAGAUCAGAGCGCUCUCCGAUGCCUGUCUCGCAUGCUUGACGAGGCUAUACAUGCUGACCUCACCAUCAUUACUGCAGACGGUACUCUGAAAGCUCACAAGGCAGUUUUAUCUGCUAGUUCUACAUUGUUCCAUAGUUUGUAUCUUCAAAAUGCUGAUGAAGAAGAUACAUAUACGAUCCACAUGGAAGAUAUGUCUCAAGAAUCCUGCAAGUCCCUCCUAAGUUACCUGUACGGUACUAUAAACCAAGAAGAUUUCUGGAACCACAGGCUUCCUUUGCUUGGAGCAGCCAAUAAAUAUGAGAUUAAUGAUCUCAAAGCCGCCUGUGAGGAAAGCCUACUAGAAGAUCUUAACUCGGAAAAUGUUCUGGAGAGGCUAAAUGACGCUUGGCUUUACCAGUUACAGAACUUAAAGAAAGGGUGCUUCACUUUCUUAUUUGAUUUUGGUAAGAUAUAUGAUGUCAGAGAUGAAAUAAAUACGUUUUUCCAACAUGCUGACAGGGAGCUAAUGCAGGAGAUGUUUCAGGAAGUGCUUACAAUUUUGAAAUAGGUUGCCAUGAAACACUUAUCAUCCUUAUAUCUUUCAAAUGAUGGAUCCUUCUGUAUAAUGAUGUUUAGUUUAACUUUGUAUUGUGCUAUAUUAUAAUAUGAUGUGGAUAUUACCAAUGUCAAAGGAGGAAGUACAUUACUUUGUAUAUAAUUGCAACUUCAGUUU
Molecule: messenger RNA, 1309 nt
Organism: Vigna angularis (adzuki bean)
Lineage: Eukaryota; Viridiplantae; Streptophyta; Magnoliopsida; Fabales; Fabaceae
Product: BTB/POZ domain-containing protein At1g21780
Exons: 4
Coding region: 167-1144 (325 amino acids)
Molecular function (GO): protein binding
Source: RefSeq, a predicted model, not a curated record